CGGCGGCUCCGGUCCCGCGGCGGAGCGGAGAGGGGCGGCAGCGCCGGGGCGAUGCGGGCGGUGCGGCUGCGGCUCCUGGCCGGCCGCCUCCUCCUCCUCCUCCUCCUGCUGCUGCUGCUGCUGCUGGGCGGCCGCGGCGCCGCUGCCCUCGGCCGGGACGCGCUGCCUUCCCUGCGGGAUAAAGGGAUAUUUAUUAUCCAGAGUGAAAAUUCCAACUUGUGCAUUAAAGUGGACAGAAGUGACCUUGUUCUGGAAGACUGUGGUCAACUCUCAGAAAACAUGUUAUGGAAAUGGGCAUCCAACCAUUGUCUGUUCAACAUAGGCAGCAGCACCUGUCUCGGGCUGAACAUCAGCAAACCAGAACAGCCACUCACCAUGCUUGAAUGUGAUUCAACUCAAUACUCAUUGUGGUGGAACUGUGAUGGAAAGGCGUUAGUUGGUGCAUCAGAGUACAAAUUAGCAGUUGAAAACAGAAAAUAUAUUGUGGCCAAAAAAAAAUCUGCUUCUCACUGGAAACAGUACAUGUCCGAUGAUGAAGAUCUUUGUGAGCACCCGUUCCAAGAAACAUACACCUUGAUGGGAAAUUCUUUUGGUUUCCCGUGYGUUUUUCCAUUUAAAUAUAACAACAAGUGGUAUCAUGAGUGUACCAGAGAUGGAAAGGAAUCMGAGUGGUGUGCCACAACAACUCAGUAUGAAAAAGAUGAAAAAUGGGGAUUUUGCCCAAAUGCUGAGAAUGGCUGUGACAUUUUUUGGAAGAAGAACCCCAACACACGUGUCUGCUACCAGUUCAACCUCAUGUCUGCGCUGAGCUGGCACGAGGCUCGGGCUGCCUGUCAGCUGCAGGGAGGAGACCUGCUCAGCAUCAGCAGCCCUGAGGAGCAGAACUACAUAAGUAACUUGAGCAGGCAGUUAAACACCACGGACAUGAUGCUGUGGAUGGGCCUGAACCGCUUGGAUAAUGAUGCUGGCUGGCAGUGGUCAGACGGAGCACCGCUGAUGUUUGUGAACUGGAGAGCAAAUGUCUCUGAUAAGCAUUUUAAAGAAAAUCGCUGUGCAGUGAUUAAUCCGAGAUUGAACUAUGGUUGGAGCAGUUAUUUAUGUGAAUCUGGAUUGCCUUUUAUAUGCAAAAAAUAUUUAAAUAAGACAGAGCAUGAAGCUCUGGAAGAUACAUGGAAGUAUUUUGCCACUCGUUGUGACGCUGGUUGGUACCCRCACAAUCGCAACUGCUACAGACUUGGUAAAGAGGAGAAGAGCUGGAACAAUGCAUCUCUCUCAUGCCAGAGUGAAAAUAGCAGUCUCAUCAGUAUAUCCUCCAUGGCAGAUGAAGAGCUGCUCCUUAACUUGCUUGAAAGCGAAAAYGUAACUGAGACAUGGAUUGGAUUAUACAGCAAUAACACCCCUGUUGUUUUUGAGUGGUCAGAUGGCACCCCAGUAAAACUCUCUAGCUGGCACARACAAGAACCUAACACCUUUCAAAGAACUGGACAACUCUGUGUUUCAGCACAAGGACCUGACGGACACUGGAGGAUUAAAGAGUGUGAAGACAAAUCUUUUUAUAUUUGCAAAAAAGCAGGGGAGUUUAAUAGUGUCUCUCCUGAAUUGGAAUCRGGUUGUCCAGAGGGAUGGGAAAGACAUGGUGGAUAUUGUUACAAAAUCGACAGUACCCCUCGAAGUUUUGAACAUGCUUCCAGUGGUUUUUUCUGCCCAUCUGCACUUGUAUCAGUAACAAACAGGUUUGAACAAGCUUUUAUCAACAGCAUGAUCSGCAGCAUGGUGAAAUCUGAGAGAACUUAUUUUUGGAUAGGAUUGCAAGACCUUAACAACACAGGAGAAUACUUUUGGCUCAGUACAGCAGGAAAGAAUCUCUCUGUGAGCUACACAAACUGGAACAAGUACCAGCCACGUCAUUCUGGAGGGUGUGUGGCUAUGCGAGGGCAGCACCCUAUUGGUUAUUGGGAGGUGAAGAGCUGUAAGAACUUCAAAGCAAUGUCAYUGUGCAAGCAAAAAGCCGAUUUUUAUGAAGAACCUGAACUUACUUUUCAAAAACAUUCGAGUUCCUGCUAUUUUGGAUGGGAGUCAGAGCCUAAUCUGCUCAGCUGCUACAAGAUUUUUCACAAUGAGAAAGUUCUGAUGAGAAGAACAUGGGAUGAGGCAGAAGCAUUAUGUCAAGAUUUUGGAGCACAUCUUGCGAGUUUUAGCCACAUUUAUGAAGAGACAUUUUUAAACAAUCUAUUAUAUACAAUUUUUGACAGAACAGAAGAGAGACAGUUCUGGAUUGGAUUUAAUAAAAGAAAUGCGCUUUCUGGAGGGACGUGGCAGUGGUCUGACAGAACACCUGUUGUGUCUUCAUUUUUGGAGCACAAGUAUGUUGAAGAUGACUUGAGAAACUGUGGUGCAUUCAAAGUAAACAGAACAGUCUUUCCAGCACUCUGCAAUGAGAAGCGUGAAUGGAUAUGCAAAAUACCAAAAGGUGUGAAACCAAUGAGUCCAGUUUGGUACACAGCUGAACUGCCCUGGUCAUAUUAUCAAGGAGCAGAAUAUCUUUUCCACGUCACCCCWGCAGACUGGGAAACCUGUAAGUUUGUCUGUAGCUGGCUUCGUGGUGGAUUGGCAAUGAUAAAUUCUUCUGGUGAACAAGCCUUUGUUCAAAGUAAAAUAAGAAAGCUGUCGAACAGUGAUGUUCACUGGUGGAUUGGACUGUACACAGAAAACCUCAGUGAUGAAUUUCGGUGGAGAGAUGAAUCACCAGUAACAUACCAGAACUGGGAUGAAGGGAGGAAAAGAGAUCUGCAGAAACCAGGGAAAAGAUGUGCCUUCAUUUCAUCACAAUCAGGACUCUGGGAUGAUGAAAACUGCACUGUUUCUCUUCCCUGCAUCUGUAAACGUAAAAUUCCAAAGAAGAUAGAGAAAGAGAUUCCAAAAGACCYGAGCCAACAAGGAGUAUGUCCCAAAGGCUGGUUGCACUUUGGAUUCAAAUGUUUUUUAAUACAAAUUCCAAAGGAUCCAGAGCAUCUGAGAAAUUGGUACUCUGCACAAGAAUUCUGCAGUAGCUAUGAUGGGUCACUUGCUUUCCUGGAAGACGAACUGGAGCAAGCUUUCAUAACAAUGAAUCUAUAUGGAUGGAAAACUAGUGUUUGGAUAGGUUUCCAGAGUGACCAUUAUGAAAAAUGGUUGAAUGAAAACCCUCAAAUGUAUUCCAACUGGUCUCCAGUUGAAGUAGUGGAUAGACAGCAUUUUAACAUUCAAGACCAGAUUCCACUGUGUACAUUGGUAUCAAAUAACCCUAAUUUUUAUCUUACGGGAAAAUGGUACUUAGAAAACUGUCAGAAAAAUUACGGGUUUGUCUGCCAAAAGACUCAGGACACAUCCAGACACGUUACGAAUGCAUCUGACAUGUAUCCUGUGCCWGAUACUUUAGAAUAUGGAAACAGGAUGUAUAAACUAAUAAGUGGGAAUUUUACAUGGUCUUCAGCUUUGGAAGCGUGCAUGGCAAACAGCGCAGAGUUGGUGAGCAUUACAGACCAGUACCACCAAGCUUUCCUCACGGUCAUCGUCAAUCGCCUGGGGUACAGCCACUGGAUCGGCCUCUUCACCUCUGAUAAYGGGCUUAACUUUGAGUGGUCGGAUGGGACCAGGUCUUUGUUUACCUUCUGGGAAGAUGAUGAGUCCCAGGCCUUUGGCAGCUGUGUUUACAUGGAUACUUCAGGGCACUGGAAAAGUGGAAAUUGUGARCAAUUUCUGCAAGGAGCAGUUUGCCAUGUGCCACCUGAAAAGAAACUCAGUGACUAUAAAGGCUUAUGUUCAGAAAAAACUGUACCCUGGAUCAAAUUCAAAAACAGUUGCUACAGUUUUUCCACAGUUCUGCAGGGCAUGAGUUUUGAUACUGCAUAUGAAGUCUGCAAAAAUCAAGGAUCAAAUCUUCUUACUAUUCAAGACGAAGAUGAAAAUGCCUUCAUUUUGGAAGAAUUACACAGUUUUGGUUACUCCRUGCAAAUGGUUUGGUUGAACRUCCUGCUUGUUACAGACAAUGAGACAGUCUCCUGGUUUGAUGGUUCUCCUUUAAAUUAUUCUAACUGGGGCAUCUGGGAGCCUGAAUUUGAUCAUCUCAAAGGGAAUUUCUGUGUCAGCUUGAGGACCACAGAUGGAGUCUGGCAAUUAUCUCCUUGCAAAGAAAAGAAGGGUUUUGUGUGUAAAAUGGAUGCAGAUAUCUAUGMAACAGAAGCUUCUGAAAAAGCAUCAUACAGUGGGCUUGUAGCUCUGGCUGUUCUUGUGACACUGGUGAUGUUGGCUGCAAUUUCCCUUUUCCUGUGGUGCCUGCACAAAGAGAAUAACCAACUCUUCCGCAGGAUGCUGUGGGUCAGAAAUGCCUAUUUGCCACAGAUUAAUGCUGAUAGUCCUACUUUGGAAGAAAGCAUCCUCAUUUCUGACUUUGAGAGAAGUGARAACAAUUAAUUGAUCAGAAGUAGCAAGCGAUCUUGUCUUCUGUGUGAAAUUUCACAACCUACAGUGGUUUUCUCAUUCUCAGGAGUCCCUCAGGGUGCCCAUAUCCUGAGAAAACCUCAUGGCCAUCAGUAUGAAUGCUGGAGGAGCUUUCUACCCUGGAGAGCUUUUGCUUUGUGGCAGGAUGAAGGAGGAUGCAAGGCAAAGCCACAGAGAAAUUUUCUUCUCUGAGACAAGCCAGGAAUUGAAAAUACCCACAGAUCAUAAACCUCCAACCACUCGCUGGAGGUCCCACAGCAGCAGGCAUUUUCAUGCAACUUUUUCUUUUGGGAAUGUUUGCAGAACGUGCUUAUGAGCUGUCAUUAAAAUUUGGCCUUGAAUUUAGGAACUCUGAAACAUGUUCCAAGGAUUAUGGGGAAGACUUUUUUUUUACUGGCAAAAUGAACAGUUUUGGUUUUUCUGCAAAAUGAACAGUUGUUUUUUAGACAGUAGAUUCUUGCCAUGUAGAUUUCCAAGCUUGCAGGGAGAUGAAGUCAUUCUUCACUUGAAACUGUCAGAGUUUUGGUAGUUUGGUCUGUGAUGCCUAGUACAUGUUAUAAAAUAAAUUAGUCUAGAGAUAYGAUGCCAUAUGGGCUUUGUCAUCCUGAACUUAUUAUAUCCAUUUGAGAUGCAUCCAUCAUCCUGUUAAAGAUUUAGCURUGCCAUGUCUCACCUAGAUUAUUUCAGACAUGGAAUCCCAUCAACCUCCCUUAAAAACAUAUUUUGGCAGUAUCUGCUGAAGAAAAAAAAAACUGUUGUAAACUUUGCUGAAGGUAUGGAACAAAUGGCUUUACUGCUCACCUGCAGUGUUUCUGUGAGCAGUGUUCAUGGACACUUGGCUGAGACCCCACUCUCCAAAGCCAAGGGUGGCAUUUGGGGGAGCCACACUGCUGUUCCCAAAGGGUGCUAGUCCUCUAACCCCAYGUAGCAGACACUUUCCCUUUCAGUGUUCCUAUGAAGGUGCUAAGAAAGAAGAUGAAUUKUGCUGACCCGUUGGUCUGCAGGCUGAUGGUUAUGAAGGAGCCAGGCUCAGGUUUUAAUUUCAGUUGCAGCAGCCCAGACAGAAAUGCUUGUUCUCCCUGGGAUUCCACCACCCUAACCAGUCCUCCACCCACCUCUCUGAAAACACCUGGAAGCUUUUCAGGGAUUUUAUUUUUUUUAUUUUUAUUGCAGUGUGGAAAAACAAAUGUUUAAUCAUGGUUACUUCAGAAAGGAUUUCGUGUUGUUUCCAUCACCUCUAAAUGCUGCUGCAAAGGGCUGUAUUUGUUGUUCAGUUUCAUGGUUUCCUUGUUUCAAGGUGACUCAUUCUAAAAAUUUUGCAAUAGCCCUGAGCUGGAGGUGUGUUCCUCAGAAUUAAGCAAGCAGCUAAGGCCAACUGAAAURUUUUUACACAAUAUUUGUGCACUUGCACAGGAAUGUAUGACUGCCUUUUAUUAGAUUUCAUAUGGCCAAAAAUUGCCUGUUCAUGCCAUAAUUAUGUGUAGGGCUAUUUUUAAAAAUUACAUAGUGCAUAGAAURUUUCUAUGCUGGUUUACAGAACUGGUUUACUCUUUUUGAUAACUUUCAAGUUGUAGCUAUCACAAGUUUUUAAUCUUAAAUUUUUCUAUCAUAUAAAAUAUGAAUAGCUUUUCUGUGUACAUUCUGUCUUGUAGUUUGACCCCAUACAUUAGUAUUCAGUAAUAUUCUACAAGUUUUGGUUUCAUCCUCUAGAUUUAUCUGUGGGACUAUUUUUAUUUGCAGUCCACUAUUAGAGUUUGUGAACUGCAACUUUUGAGCACAAUUGUCAGAUAAUCUAUUGUUUAUAUGUAUUAACUGUGAUAGCUUCUUUACAACCAAAAGAAAAGAAGAAAAAAAACUUAYGGCUUUCUCUCCUUUCCCCAUGAGUAUUUCACAUAUCUAAACUACAGUUGGAGAAACUUAAACCAACAAACCCCCUUCAUCCCAUUCACUCUCGAGGGUGUAAAUGCCGCUGCCUUACAGUUCAGCAAGGGGAGUGGCUUGCAGGGUGGUUUUUGUUUGCAAGAGUAAGCUGUGUCAUCUCUGAGAGCAUGUAUUCAUUGGGCUACAGUGCUGUUGAUAGUUAUACAGACUCUGCUCAGAUUUUGCUAUGGUUAAUGAAGUUGUACUUUUUCACAAAACUUGACAAAGAUGUUUUAUCAGUUUCCCUUGAGGUAUGUUUUAUUCCUUAAAAUAUAGCUGAAGGUCAGUGGYAUAAUCAAUAAACCUAAUCUCAAAACAGUGAUUGUUGAUUAACAUUGGUGUAAAUGAGUUUGUAUUAAACAAAACRAAGUCCAAAGUUUCUUCCUAAUUUGAAGUGGUUUUGAAGGAAGAGACCAGAUUGAUAUUUAUUUCUAAAUAUUUCAUCAUUUAACUUUUUAUAAUUGCAGGUAUGAUUCACUCAAGAAUGUAAUCAUUGAUUGCUUUCUAGUCUUCCUUCUGGAUUUUGUUACCAAUGGCUUUCAAUUGUUUCCCCUUAAUCAGAAGUUUCCUAUAUUUUCCCUGAUCAGAGUAUGUGGUGACUGUUUUUACUUCUGACCUUGAUGACUCUGGCAGUGAGAUUCACUGUGUUAUUUCAACUGGAAAAUUAAAGCAUGACUAAGAGUUCUCUGUGCUGUAGUUUUUCU
Malurus melanocephalus (red-backed fairy wren) is the source of this 7103-nucleotide messenger RNA. It is a transcript of the gene PLA2R1, whose product is annotated as phospholipase A2 receptor 1. NCBI's taxonomy places the organism in Eukaryota, Metazoa, Chordata, Aves, Passeriformes, Maluridae. The record is from RefSeq and is a predicted model, not a curated record. Bases 52 to 4452 code for a protein of 1466 amino acids. Gene Ontology annotation, molecular function: signaling receptor activity. Gene Ontology annotation, cellular component: plasma membrane; signaling receptor complex. The transcript has 30 exons.